UAGGUAAUAAUCCAUAAAACUCCUUCAUUUUAAUGAUAAUAAUCCCGACGGUAAUUAGUGACUCAUCGACAAAUGUCUAUAGAUACAAAAGAGAAUGUAUGAUUUCGUUUGAAAAAAAAUGUUUAUUUACUAUGAAAAGAAUGAUUAUGUGAAAAAAUGAGCCAGAAAACUCUAGUGUAUAUAGAAAUAUACACUUUCAGGUGAUGAAUAUACAACUUGAACAAAGAUGUACAUAAUAAAUGAGAACAAUGCCUCUUUGGGUUUUCAAAAAUUUCUCAUUAGUUGAAGUUAAUGUUUGAAUUAUGUCAAACAUGGAUAUGUGUGUACGAAAGCUUCCUAAAAAGAGAAAAUUUGAUCCAUCUGAAUUGGAAGAGAACAAUGUUCAGAACUUGGGUACCCCAUGCAUUCCUGUAUCUGUUGUGCAAAGUGUUAUUACUACACCACAGUCAACUGCUGUUGAUUAUUCUUGUCCCCCUAGAUUGAACGAAGGAAGUACAUUCAAUAAUAAACAAAAUGUCGUUGAUUUAAGUGAAUGGUGUGAUCAUCGGGUACUGGCUAAACAGGGUGAUUGGUAUUAUCCAGGAGUCAUUCGGGAUGCUAAUGGAACAAAUAUAACUGUUGCCCUUGAUGGUAGAGACGAAAGAAUACUGCAGUACUGUAACGUACUUGACAAAGAUUGUUAUGACAUAAUAGGAGAUGCUAGUCCCUCUUUCAAUCAGAUAACUCUUGGAGCAAGGGUUUGUGUUAGACAUGACCAGUCGAUGUUUGUAGAAGGUGUAGUUUGUAAAAUAGAACUACAACCUCCAAAAUUUCUAGUUGCAAAAUUAGGCGAGCAGCAUUGCUAUAUCACAGUUAAGAGAUCGGAACUGAGACUUCUUCGGCCACCAUGGUACGAUGAACUAGAGAAUUUGGAAGAGCCAUCUACAAAUAUAAUCUCACCACCACAGCUUCAGCCAGAAUACUAUCCCAGAAAUGUUUCUCCACCUGGAUUACAUACCCCGGUUUCUGUGAGCACUCCAGUGUCAACAUCUAGAAAUUAUGAGGACUUCAACGAGAGUGAAGACGAGCUCAGGAGAGAGGACAUAAUAUUUCCUUCAGAAGGCAAUGAUAAGUUAUCCGGGAGUAGUAAAAGAAGCAGUGUACAUAGUCGAGGUAGCUCCUCUAGCAGCAUAACACCCAGAUCCCAACCGACAACACCAAGAAGCCAAGCUGCCACACCACAUAAGUACAAAAAAGGUGACAUUGUUUCAAAUCCGAACGGUAUAAGGAAAAAAUUUAAUGGAAAGCAAUGGAGACGGUUAUGUUCGAAAGAUGGUACAUGUAAUAAAGAAUCACAACGAAGAGGUUAUUGCUCUAGACACCUCAGUCUUAAGGGUAGUAGUCUUCGAAGUAAUUCAUCAUAUCCCAGAUCUAAUAGCAAAGGAGAUGGUGAAGAUACUUCCAGAGAUUCUGAAACAUCACCUAACUGUAGUGAAAGACGUAUCACUGGUCGUUUUGAUCAAGAUGAAACAGAUGUAGCUAAUAUGUUAGUUUCAUUGGGAAGCUCAAGGUCAGCAACACCAGUUUUUUCACCAAAUGGUCAGGCAACUUCACCCCAUCAUAUGCAGUCACCUAUAACUGUCGGUUCUAGACAAAAUGUCUUCAUGCCUAUUAGUAGCCAUUCCCUUCAGAAAAGGACAUCUCCUGUUCCAACUGGAUAUAAUACUCCUUAUCAUCAGCCUGUGAUACGACCUGAGUUAGUACGACCUGUCCAAGGAACAACUAGCGUUAUAAGAGUUUCUCCAAAUCCAAGACAGUGGAAUUCAGUUACAUCAGAACAGCAGCAGCACAACAUCAUACUUCAACAUGCCCUAAACACCACUGCCCAGUCAAUGGAAAUUGAAUCACAACAAACUCAAGCUUCGAGCACUGUUUAUCGAGUAACACCACAGGCGAUUGAUAGGAAUAUAUUGAUUAUCAAGAAUGAAGACGAUCAGAAGGAUAUUACAUCAUUUCAACGACAGGUAAUUCAAAGUGAUCAUCUUCAAGCUACCUCAACAAUAAGGGUGGCUACUAAUAAUAUCAGCAGUAUAAGUAGUGGUCACACCAAUAAUGCAGGCAUACUUCAGACGAACUCUAUUGGUACUAAUUUGUUACCAACUCAGCUAGUUCCUGUUUUGCCUGCUGCAACUCAAUCGGUUGUGAAAAGAGUAUCAACUGCCACAGUUCAUCAUACACCAUCACCUCCCAUAAUAAUGAAGCAAGAACAAGUUUCACCGAGCCUCAAUAACCAUAAGGAGCAUAUAGUUCAACACGUCAGCACGCCAUCUCAGCAACAUUUAUCGUUGCAAGUUCAGCAACAAAUUAGGAUACCUAUGCAGCAACAGAUGUCACCAUCUACUCCUUGUCUUAAUCAGAACAGGCUGUUGAUGGCUCACCCAAAAGUUUCAACACCAAACAAUAAUAACAAUCAAAUGCAGCAAUCUGCAUUCGUCAUACCUUGGCAUACGUUAGUUCCGAUUUUGACCACAACAACAGGUCCCAUUUCCCCGCCUUCAUCCGAGUUGUCUCCUCCCCUUUCUGCACCUCCUAUACCUCUAUCUAGGACAGGUGGUGAUAUCAACGAUGAGGAACAUGAAAUUGAUUCUUUGCCUGUCACUAUUGAGGAAGAUGAUGAUGUAUUUGAACCUGAAACAACUGAUUCUAUCGAUACGUCUGCUGGAAACAAGAGAAGAAGUCAGAGUCUCAGUGCUUUAUCCAACAGCAAUAAAGAUGGCAGUUUAGUCAAGACCAAAGAUAGGAUAAGAAGACCGAUGAAUGCAUUCAUGAUUUUUUCAAAGAGACAUAGAGCUAUGGUACAUCAAAGACAUCCAAAUCAAGAUAACAGAACUGUAUCAAAGAUAUUAGGUGAAUGGUGGUAUGCGUUAGCUCCCGAACGAAAGAAAAAAUAUCAUGAAUUGGCUUCUGAAGUCAAGGAAGCUCACUUCAAGGCUCAUCCAGAGUGGAAGUGGUGCAAUAAAGAUAGGAGAAAAUCAUCAACUGGUUCAGUAAGAGGUAAGCUGAACUCUUCUAGUGAGAUGGGUGAUAUUGGUGAAGCCUUGCCAAGCCCUCAGGCUUUACAUACCCCCCCACCAAUUAUAGAAGUGCAAAGACCACCUCUGCAGGAACAGGACAAUCCUGGCGAUGGUUCUGAUGAUGAUCAGAUGGUGAUAUGUGAGGACACAGGUCCAGAGAUUGAUCUCAAAUGUAAAGAAAAAGUAACUGAUUCUGAUACGGAAUCUCAUAGUGAUAAUGAAACGGCUGAAAAUAAACAAUAUUCUCAGCAACCUUAUAGUCCAAUUAGUAGCAGCGGUUGUGUUGAUAUUACAUGUAGACCUAAACCUAUUAAAGCUAGGUUAUCUUCUUCAGACUGUCCCAAAUAUAGUCCAGUACCGACGUCCAAUAGCCUUAGUUUACAUUACCAAUCACCUGUAAACCCCAGCGGUGUUUCCGGUUUUCAACCUACAGGGGGCGCUUUUCAAAAGAUGCCGAUUUCUCCCAAAAUCGUCAAAAUGGAAAAAGCAGAAGGCGGCUCAGAAAUAGAAACUUGGUCAGGUGGAGGUUACAAAACUGAUAUCCCUUUGAAUAUAGCUGUCUCGAAAGCAUUAGAUACUUCUAAUAAUCCGUGGAACAGCUUGCCGCCCAGACAUUCUGAACACAAUUUGAGCAAAAUGAACAAUAACCCAACACUUAUACUCAAGCAGCAAGUCAAACCGAAUUCCAUAAUUCACGUGAGCGAUACUCAAAGCAGUCAACCUGUUGUUGCAAUUUUCAAUUCUACCGCGAUUGGUACAAGACCUACUGGAUUAUGUUUGACUAAUGAUCCUGAAAGAUCUCAACCUGUAGUUAUGGUUUCUUCAUCGGCCUCUGAUCAUCCAGUGCAAUAUGUUAUGAUGCAGAAUUCUUAUGCCAUAUCGAUGGGAGAUUCAGGUGUUAGAGGCUUAUUGCCAACUUUACAGAUAUUACCAAAAGCAGCGCCUACACAGUCCGUUAUUGUAAAUCAGCAGCAGAACAAAAUUCUAAACACUUCUCAGGCUGAUUACGUCCAGAGUAGUCAGUUAUGUGCCACUACUACAUUCGCGAACAAUACAGGAGUAAUGCUAAGGAUAGACCAACAAAAAGAUUUGCAUUCAACUGAUAGUGAGUUUAAUCCUUCGCAAAGCGAAGUUCCUCAAUCACCUCACUUGAAUAAUUCAGAAUCUUCAUCGGUGUCGGAAGGAAAUAAGGAAUUCAAGCUUGCCCCCACUCCAGCGCAGUUAGGUAAAGCCCCCUUGCAAAGGCGUCAAUCUUUAGCUGUCUUUAGUAACGUAAAUCAGGUUCAAAGUUCCAAAGAAAAUUCUCCGCAUAAUCCUGGUAACGAACAGCAAAAUCAACAGGAACAACAAUUAAUACCGCAACAGCAAUCGAUGGAGGGACCUCUAACAUCUCCGUCUCAGAAAAAAAGUUUUUUCAAGAGGAAUAUAGAAGAUGGGAUGGAUAGAGUGUUGGAGCAAGUCAAUUUCCAAAAGAAAUUUUCUUCUUUGCCUCAGUUCAAGCCUGAGGAAUGUCAGUCGCCAAGUUCAAUAACAGCACAGAGCCCUGGCUUAUUUAACUACAAAAAAGCGAGAAAUCUGCAUAACACAAAUCGUUUGUCGGUUGAAGAAGAAUCGGAACCGGAAACUCCUCAAUCUGUUCCCAAAUCUGCAUCUUCUUCAAAGCCCAUAGUUAUUGGCAAUCAGUUCUUUGGACCAGAUUUCAAUAUAGAGAACGUUAGAGAGUUAACAGAUAUGGGCGAGGGUAAUUCUCCUAGGACACCUAGAACGCCUGGAACUUCUAGGGAAUCGGAUAGGGGUCAUCGCAAGAUAUUAGAACAAAGGCGUCAGUUGGUGCUCCAGUUGUUCAAAGAACAUAAUACCUUGUUUCCUUCGACACAAGCUACAUCUACAUUCCAAGCACAGCACUUGGAUAUAUUCCCAAACAAAAUGAGUCUGCAAUUAAAAAUUAGGGAGGUUCGACAGAAAAUGAUGGCUCAUAAUAAUCUUACACCGCAUAGUGCAAAUAGUCAAAGUAGUCCUUUAACACCUGCCGAACCUGUAAGAGUUACAUCCAGCAGUUAGCUAGCAAUGUGCAAUAGUGUUUUGUCUUCCUUUUCAUACGUUAUUCUUAAACUGACUGAAAAUGACAAUUAGUAAUCGUAAAGCUUUAUCAACAGAGUUUAUUUAUACAAGUAGCAUAAAAAACAUAAAAAGCAAUAGAGAAUCAACAAAAAAAAAUUCAUCUGCUUGAAAUUUCUACAAUUUUAUUGCAUCCAUUGAUGAAGUCUAAGCUAUUUCACCUAUACAUUUUUUUUCCCUUUCAUAUUUCACAGCAAUGGAAUGUAAGCCAUUUGGAAGGUGUGCAAUUUUAAAUUUUUUUAAAUUUAUUACGAAAUUUCAAAUUUUUCAUUGAUUAUAGACUGUAAAUUAACCCAAUCCCCACAAUCUAAAUCUAAACAAUAAGUAAAAAAAAAUUCCUAACAGUCAUGAACGCCAUAAUGAAUUUCACUUUACUUCAACUCUUAUACUUCUCAAUUUUUUGUGAUUUUAUGCAAGAAUACUUAUGACUUAUUCAGAAGAUACAAAUCAGAGUUUACGUUUGUAUACUAUUAAAUUAAACAUAUCGCAAUUGGAACUUAAUAGAAUUUCGAUUUUUUUUUUUUCCAUAUUUUUAUUAAGGAAUGCCUGCUUUUUACGUAUGAAGGUACUAAAAAGUUAGAAAGUGUCUAUUGAAUAUAUGUAAAUAUUAUUUCCGAAAUCAAAUUGAAAAAGAAUGUUUGCUAAAUACACACAUCAAAAGUUUAAGGAAUUUAUUUUCUUCUCUGUUCAAAUUUUUGUUACUUGUUAUUACAUCUUGAUGCUUCAGAAAGUCAAUUUUAUUUUAAAAGAUGACAAAUAAUUUUUUUCAAUUUGAUUUAGAAGCAAGUAAAAUGACAUGUAGAUAAAUUUAUAUAAUUGUGCAUAACGGCUAUUUGAGAUCUGCUUAGUAUACAAUCUUAUUUUUUUGACAAUAAAAUACCAAUACCUAAUUUUAUCAAAUUUUUCAGACAAAAAUUAGUUUAUUUUAUGUAUUGGUAUUUUGUUUUUAAGAAAAAAACAAUUAAAUUCAAGGAGAUAAAUGAAAUUUUGAAAUGGAGAAUCACUAGAAUUUUCGGAUUGUUAUUAGAAUUUACAUCAAUUUUUCUAAAUAUUGAAAUAUAAAUAUUUGGGAAAUUUUGAGUCUGAAGUACUUGAAACAUAAUUUCAUUUCCGCAAAAUUCAUUCAAUAUUAAGAUAAAUUUCCCCGAUGUAGAGAUUAAAACAAAAUUCAUUUUGCAGAAAUAUAAUUUUAAUUUGAAGUAAUAAUUGUCAAAUUCAGAAAACUUGAUUAUAACCAUCUAGAUCAUACGUUCAAAUAUCCGAAUUUUUGUUUAACAAAGCAGAUCUCUCAUGGUAAACGCACAUAACUCAGUCAGUUAACAGGGCAAUAUAAAAGACGGAACCAAGAGUGUUUCACUCACUUUAUAUUGUACAGAUUACAUUGAAAAGCCUUCAUUAAAGCACAAUUGUUGAAAAGAAUCUGUUGUUGUAUAGUGAUAUAGUAUCAAGUGUAGAAAAUAAUUGUUAACACUGAUGUUCUAAUGAAUAAGUAAUUCUGAUUGAACUGUGCUUAAGGUAGUUAUAUUAUGAUAUCAAGACAUCAAUGAAUAGUGAAUUUCAAUAGUUGUUAUAAAUAAUAAAUUUCAGGAUUAAACUGCAACACCAGAUAAAGAGAAAACGUCUCAAAAUCUUCGAUUUUUGUUGAACUACGUAAAUACUCCAUAGAGUGAAAAAAUUCGGAACUUUCUAGCUGUAGUUUAAUUUUGCCUCAAACUACGGUAAGCAUCUCCAGCGAUUUUUUGUUCAUAUAUUGUAACUACAAUGAAUUUCUUCUAAUUGAUUUUCUUGUCCGGAUAUCGUAUUUAUGUUUUCCUUAAGGUGAGUUGGGGAGUAGAUGGUUUAUUCUAUCCUGUUGAUCUGUCUUUCAGAACAGAAAUACUGAUACACUAUCUAGUUACAAUCUACGACCGAGAAAUCUCUAAAGAUGCUAACUGCAGUUAUAGUCGAAACAAGCGAAAAUAUCUGGCUGUGAAAGCUUUCAGCAUUAUGCCUAGUUACCGAUAACGUUUACAAAUUAUAUAUAAUUCUAAUAGAAAACAAAGGGCUUUCAUGAUAUUCUAGAAUUGAGAUGUUUUACUUUUUCUUAAUAUUUCAAAAAACUGGAAUUUAUACAUUAUCGAAAUUUUUAUUCUAUGACUUCUGGCAUGUUGCUUAUUUCCUUCGCAAUUCUAUUUACUGUGACCCUUCUUUAUGCUAUUUUGAAAGUUGUCAGCUGAAUUAACUUUAAUAAUUUUGGUGCUACUUCACAGAAAUAUGUGUAUUUUCGACCUUUUUUUGCUCUAUCAAUAUUCUAAAUUUGUUUUAUCAGCAAUUAUGGUGUAAGGUCUGAAGGUACAACAUAUUUUCUGUUUUUUCGUGUAAUCAGUUCUGUAGGACAGGUGCGUAGUUCUGGCUUUAUUUUUUUAGUUAUGUUAAUGUUUGAAUCACUUUGUUACAGAAUUUGAUAAAGCAAUUCGAAAACACCAUUUGUAGUUUAUAAAGAGUUGUAUAUUUAUUGUUGUAUUUUUUUAAUGUUCUAAAAUAUUUGUAAAUUAUAUUUCAUAAAUUGUUUGUUUUGAUGCCAAUGUAGAUAUUUUGAAGAUUUAUCAUCAAAAGUUUCAGUUUUUAACAUGAAAAUAUGCUGAUUUUAACAAUAUAUUACACUUAUUAUUAUAAUUUGAUACCUUUGAUACGGUAAUAUCUUAUUUUUAUUAUCACUGUAUUGAUAAAUUAUGUGAUGUACUUAAUUAUAUGAUCAUCUUUAUUUUUGUAUAUAUGCUAGAUUGAAUCGACUUUUAUUUUUGGUUGAAUACAAAUUUAUGUAAGCAUUUGUUGCUUAAGAAAAAAAGUUGGAUGAUGGAAACAGUCUUCAUAUUCAAUCACAUAAUUAACUUGUUAAUGAAACACAAAACUUUUUUUUCUAGUUGGCAAAAGAAGUAUUGUGCAGGGAAAUUAUAUAAUUAUUGCUCAACUGAUUUCAUUUGCUUCCAUAUUUUUUUCGGCGCUAGAUUUGAAGGUUUUUGUUUCUUGUUGAUAGGUAUUGAUGUAGUGAAGAUUUGUGUUGAUGGCAGGGGACUACUUUAAAUCAUCUAGAUGUAUCAGAUGAAAUAUUAACCCUCCAAAGUAAUGAAUGACUCCAAUAGUUGGUCAUUAUUGUUACAAAGUGUUAGCAUUUUAUAUAGCAGAUUGAUCUCGUUAGUGAAAACACAUAGUGUAUAAAUAUGAUGCACAUUUGGUGUUCUGAUUUGAGCACAUAAUUACAUUUCAUGUAAAUAAAUACACUUAUAGGUACCAUUUGUACUAUCAUAUUCUAUUUUAUUUAAAGAAACCCAUUGUAAAGAUCACAUCUAAAUCACAAUAAAUGUAACAGUGUU
Molecule: messenger RNA, 8524 nt
Organism: Harmonia axyridis
Lineage: Eukaryota; Metazoa; Arthropoda; Insecta; Coleoptera; Coccinellidae
Gene: cic
Product: putative transcription factor capicua
Exons: 14
Coding region: 303-5114 (1603 amino acids)
Biological process (GO): regulation of transcription by RNA polymerase II
Cellular component (GO): nucleus
Molecular function (GO): DNA-binding transcription factor activity, RNA polymerase II-specific; RNA polymerase II transcription regulatory region sequence-specific DNA binding
Source: RefSeq, a predicted model, not a curated record